Messenger RNA from Penicillium griseofulvum, 477 nucleotides. RefSeq lists its product as uncharacterized. The transcript has a single exon. Lineage: Eukaryota; Fungi; Ascomycota; Eurotiomycetes; Eurotiales; Aspergillaceae. The record is from RefSeq and is a predicted model, not a curated record. Bases 1 to 477 code for a protein of 158 amino acids.
AUGUCCCAGGGAAAACCGCUCCGGGUCCUAGUCAUCGUCUCGCACCGGAGUUCUCAGAUAUCCAAAGCCCAAACCAAUCCAGAAGUCCUCCUACCCAAAGCCAUCCGUCUCCUUAAAGCAAGUCACCUCUACAGCCCACAAGAAGUUCACCCAACAACAAGGCUAGUGGCGGCUCAGAAGUGGCGGACGCGGGUAUUCUUCGUUUUCGACAUCUGCCACACAACCUACGACGCCAAGCUCGGCCAUUUGCCCGAGCAGAACAAGCUCCCCGUUGCUGUUGUUCGUCUCAGCAAAAGGAACACGGCCUAUGUGGCGAAUGCGUGGUUGUCGAAGAGGGUGAACAGAGAUAUUGCUUUGUUUCACAAUGCCAAUGGUUUCGGGGCAGUGCCGCCGUUUGUAGAGGACCAUACCGUUGGAAAGCCACCUGAGUAUAUGAACCCGAGGGAUAUCUCACUCUUCCAGGCCUCUUGCCUUUGA